Molecule: messenger RNA, 437 nt
Organism: Caenorhabditis elegans
Lineage: Eukaryota; Metazoa; Nematoda; Chromadorea; Rhabditida; Rhabditidae
Gene: sec-61.G
Product: Protein transport protein Sec61 subunit gamma
Exons: 2
Coding region: 9-215 (68 amino acids)
Biological process (GO): protein transport; protein targeting; intracellular protein transport
Cellular component (GO): membrane; endoplasmic reticulum membrane
Molecular function (GO): transmembrane protein transporter activity
Source: RefSeq, marked reviewed
UUACGACCAUGGAUCAAUUCCAAGCUUUGAUUGAGCCAGCUCGCCAGUUCUCCAAAGACUCGUACCGUCUAGUCAAGAGAUGUACUAAGCCAGACAGAAAAGAAUACCAGAAGAUCGCUAUGGCCACAGCAAUCGGAUUUGCUAUCAUGGGAUUCAUCGGAUUCUUCGUCAAACUCAUCCACAUCCCAAUCAAUAACAUCAUCGUCGGAGCUUAAUUGGUGUCCUCCUCGUGAACUAAGCAAUAUCGGGUUGUUCUUUUCUAUGUUUCCGCCGUCUCUCCCCGCCGACGAGGAGCACGGAACGUACUUCUCAUUCUUCUCCACUUUUUCAUGUAGAGUUUCACCUUUUUUGUCCAUUCGUUUUAAACUCAAAAAUCUAUUGUGAUUAAUUUAUUCGGCUUCCUUGUUAUUAAAAUAUAAAUAAAUUAAGUCAAUAUG